This is a messenger RNA of Ricinus communis (castor bean), 2534 nucleotides long. RefSeq names its product oligopeptide transporter 6. The transcript is spliced from 6 exons. NCBI's taxonomy places the organism in Eukaryota, Viridiplantae, Streptophyta, Magnoliopsida, Malpighiales, Euphorbiaceae. The record is from RefSeq and is a predicted model, not a curated record. Gene Ontology annotation, molecular function: oligopeptide transmembrane transporter activity. The coding region runs from base 87 to 2384 and encodes 765 amino acids. Gene Ontology annotation, biological process: transmembrane transport.
UGCACUUCCUUCCGUUGCCCGUUCCGUUCCCAGUUCCUAACAUCUGAUUAAACAGAUCCAAACCUAAGAAUAGCAUUCAUAGUAUAAUGGCUAGCGUGAAUUCUCAGGUUGCAGCUCUGAAAAUGGAGAAGGUUGAGGAGGAACAAGAAGAAGAAUGCCCCAUAAAACAAGUGGAGCUAACUGUACCAAAAACUGAUGACCCUGACAUGCCAGUUUUGACAUUUAGGAUGUGGGUUUUGGGUAUAUCUGCAUGUGUGAUAUUAUCUGCCGUGAAUCAGUUCUUUUGGUAUAGGAAACAACCCAUGUUUCUUUCAGCCAUAUCUGCUCAGAUUGCUGUUGUGCCUUUAGGACAUUCACUGGCAAGAACACUGCCUACUAGAUUAUACUUUCAGGGCACGAAAUGGGAGUUUACUAUGAAUCCAGGACCUUUUAAUGUGAAGGAGCAUGUUCUCAUUACUAUCUUUGCUAAUUCUGGCGCUGGAACUGUUUAUGCUACUCAUGUUCUCAGUGCUGUUAAGUUGUUUUAUAAGAGAAAACUCACUUUCCUCCCUUCCUUAAUUGUUAUGAUCACUACUCAGGUGGUGGGUUUUGGCUGGGCUGGACUUUUCCGAAGAUAUCUAGUAGAGCCGGGGGAAAUAUGGUGGCCGGCCAAUAUGGUUCAAGUCUCAUUAUUCAGCGCACACGCGUGCAUGUUUGUGUAUUGUGUAUUAAUCAAAUUGGAGUUGGUAUCUAAUUUACAUGGAUAUAUCAUCACUGCAGGGCUCUACGAGAAAGACAAAAGAGCAAAAGGAGGGAUAACUCGAACCCAGUUCUUCCUCAUUGUCCUGGUCUCCAGCUUUUGUUACUAUGUCCUUCCUGGGUAUCUUGUGCAAAUUCUAACAUCUUUCUCUUGGAUCUGUUGGAUUGCUCCUAAAUCUGUUAUUGUUCAGCAACUGGGUUCAGGCCUAGAAGGUCUUGGCAUUGGUGCUAUAGGGUUCGACUGGUCCACAGUUUCUGCAUAUCUUGGUAGUCCACUUGCUAGUCCAUGGUUUGCUACUGCAAAUAUUGCGGUUGGUUUCUCUCUGGUUAUGUAUGUUUUAAUACCCAUCAGUUACUGGGGUAAUGUCUACAAUGCCAAAACCUUCCCAAUAUUUUCUAGUAGUCUUUUCCAAGGAAAUGGUGAAGAAUACGACAUCCACAGUAUUGUGGAUUCCAAGUUUCAUCUCGAUAAAAAUGCGUAUGCGAGCUCUGGGCCUGUGCAUCUCAGCACUUUCUUUGCUAUGACCUAUGGUGCUGGAUUUGCAGCUCUUGCUGCCACAUUUAUGCAUGUACUUCUGUUUAAUGGAAGUGACCUCUGGAUGCAAAGCAAAAUGGCAUUGCGGGGAAAAAGGAAAAUGGAUAUACAUACAAGGCUCAUGAAGAAAUACAAAUCGGUUCCUUUGUGGUGGUUUAUUGUCAUCGCCAUCAUAAACAUUGCUGCUAUAAUCAUAACUUGCGAGUACUACAACGAGUCGCUUCAAUUGCGCUGGUGGGGCGUGUUGCUAGCCUGUGGAAUAUCCCUAUUCUUCACUCUCCCAAUAGGAAUAAUAUUUGCCACCACAAACCAGGCACCAGGCUUGAACAUCAUUACAGAAUAUAUAAUUGGGUAUAUAAAUCCAGGGCUUCCUGUUGCCAAUAUGUGUUUCAAGGUAUAUGGAUAUAUCAGCAUGACUCAAGCUCUGACCUUCCUACAAGACUUUAAGCUUGGCCACUACAUGAAGAUUCCACCAAGGUCGAUGUUCAUGGCCCAGGUUGUAGGAACAAUUCUGUCAGUGUUGGUAUACCUACUAACUGCAUGGGGAAUGAUGGAUGCAAUCCCGAAUCUCUGUGACAAAGCACAACUUCCCAAGGGUAGUCCGUGGACAUGCCCGAUGGAUAAGGUGUUCUUUGAUGCCUCUGUUAUAUGGGGGCUUCUCGGCCCCCGGAGGAUCUUUGGGAACCUUGGUGAAUAUGGAAUGAUAAAUUGGUUCUUCCUUGGUGGAGCCAUAGCCCCACUCUUAGUCUGGCUUGCCCACAAGGCUUUUCCGAGCCAGAAAUGGAUUCGUCUUAUUCACAUGCCUGUACUGAUAGGUUCCACAGGACUAAUGCCCCCAGCUACUGCUGUGAACUACACUAGUUGGUUAAUUCUUGGAUUUUUAUCCGGCUACGUGUUCUAUCGGUACCGUCCAGGAUUAUGGAAACGCUAUAAUUAUGUUCUCUCAGGCGGGCUUGAUGCUGGGACGGCCUUUAUAACAUUAUUGAUAUUUUUCAGUUUGAAUUACUGGGGUGUCAUUUUCAACUGGUGGGGAACCAACGAUGAAGGGUGCCCAUUGGCUUCCUGUCCAACAGCCAAAGGUGUUUUCAAGGAUGGUUGCCCGGUUGUCUAGCCUAACUAUUGUUUGCUUUUCCUUUUUCCAUAGGUCUAUUUUCAUCUUAUUUGGAGCAAUUAGCUUUCUUCUCAAUCUGUAAAUAUUUUGCUAUAGUUAUUGCUUAUAUCAGAUGCAUAAGAUCCAUGGAUAAAGUUAUUGGUUAUAUUA